AUGUCCUUAAAUGAGCAGGAGCCAGAUACCAUCCAAAAUUUCCAACUUGGCAGAGGCUUUAUCCUCAACACUGAUGUGACUCAGGAGACUAUGGAAGUGGAUUUAGGCCUGGGACCAGCUUCCAGCGCCGUAGAAAACUUUCACCUUAGAAGAUCCACUAGCAUCCCUUUGGUCAAUGGAUUUGGUGAUAAUUCACAGGGACUCCUUCUUAACCCCACAAGAAUGAGAAGGAACAGCUCACCAUUUGCGAAUCAGCAUAGUUUGUUGUUUCUACCUUCCCGCAGUCGUACAUCGGCCAACCGGAUUUUCCAAAUCAAACAGGAAGAAGGGAUGGACAUAGCCAUCAGAGAAGCAAUGCAUGAACGGGACAUGCACACUGCAAUGCAGAUAAGUCAGAGUUGGGAAGAGUGUCUAAAUCUGAAUGAUGACAACAACACCAUGAAGUCAUCCACUAAAAGGAACACCAAUCUAAAUCCAGUUUCCCAGGCGGCUUCUCUCGCCAAGAAAUUUGGGAAGACAGGAUUUGAACUUGUGGUGAUCCUCCAGCCUCGGCCUCCCAAGUGCUGA
This is a messenger RNA of Rattus rattus (black rat), 567 nucleotides long. RefSeq names its product protein FAM122A-like. Lineage: Eukaryota; Metazoa; Chordata; Mammalia; Rodentia; Muridae. The record is from RefSeq and is a predicted model, not a curated record. The transcript has 7 exons. Bases 1 to 567 code for a protein of 188 amino acids. Gene Ontology annotation, biological process: mitotic G2/M transition checkpoint. Gene Ontology annotation, cellular component: nucleus; cytoplasm. Gene Ontology annotation, molecular function: protein serine/threonine phosphatase inhibitor activity.